This is a messenger RNA of Echinococcus granulosus, 1092 nucleotides long. Its product is annotated as Mitotic spindle assembly checkpoint protein MAD2A. Lineage: Eukaryota; Metazoa; Platyhelminthes; Cestoda; Cyclophyllidea; Taeniidae. The transcript is spliced from 9 exons. Gene Ontology annotation, biological process: mitotic spindle assembly checkpoint signaling. The record is from RefSeq and is a predicted model, not a curated record. Gene Ontology annotation, cellular component: nucleoplasm; kinetochore; cytoplasm. The coding region runs from base 1 to 1092 and encodes 363 amino acids.
AUGGCGUUGCAAAAGUUGCAGACAUCAAACGCAAUUGACCUGAAAGGGUCUGUUGAAGUAAUUGCGGAUUAUUUUUAUGUGGCAAUUAAUAAUAUUCUUUAUAUUCGGGGUGUCUACCCAGAAGCUUCUUUCAAACAAGUGAAGAAGUUUGGUCGCUCUGUUCUGAUGACAACCGAUGAAGAGUUGAUUGACUUUUUAAACUGUCUUGUCAAGCAAAUGAAAGUAUGGUUGUCUAGCGAUUCUUUGAAAAGGCUUGUUCUUGUGAUUAAAUCUGCCAAAACUGAGGAGGUUCUGGAGCGUUGGCAGUUUAACGUUGUGAAGGAAGAAGAAUCAUCUUCUGUUGAACCGAAAAGUAUGGACCAGGUGAAUAACGAACUCAGCGUAAUAAUCCGUCAAAUUGUUUCGUCUUCAACAUUUUUACCCGUUUUGUCUUCAUCAUGUACAUUUAACCUACUAGUUUAUACUGACAUAAAUACUGAGAUUCCGGAAGGUUGGGACGAAACAGGUCCUUGUUUUGUACCCAACUCAACACAUGUGCAACUGCGUUCAUUUUCUACCCGAAUUCACAAACCCCUGUUAGUGGACAAUUCGGCUGCUGUGGCUUGGAGGCGGUGGUGGUCGUCCGCCGGGGUAGCAAGCGGUGGGGUUCAGCCGCUUAUUUCAUCACUCGAUAGGCAUAUGAGUAGAUUCCGCAAACAAUUUUGGAAGAAAGUGAUCACCGAGAUUCUUCUAUCACUGAAUGAUUACUUUGAAGGCCUUCAUAGGCCGAAGGAUCUCUGCGAAGUCGUGCGCGACGUCCUCAUUCUGGGGCUUUGCGUUUUCUUCACCUUUGUCGUUACCCUCGCCCUCUCUCUCAGUGCGAAAGCCCCGGCUCUCUUUUCCGUUGCAUUCUUCACUGACGACGCCUUGUGGCGAGUAACUGCAUUCCCACCUCCCGGUUCUGCCGGCCAACGAUGCUGGAUCGAUCGCUCCAGUGAUCCUCACUGGCUUCUCCGAUGGCUUAUUUCAUCUCCCUCACCGUUAUUCACGUGCCUGGGCUCGUGCGGCGAGCGCUGGAAUUACGAUGGACAUCCACAUGUCACUUAUCCCUGA